AUGUGCGCAGUAGCGACAGGGUCAAACUCCACUCCAGUCUCCCCAGAUUGGGGCAAGCAGUUGCUUGGUAGAGAGGUGCAGGUGAAUGCCGAGGUUCAGGACCUGGGAGAGAACCAGCAACCCUUGGCAGUACAGUCUCACGCCGGGACAACGUUGCUAAUUGAGGAAGGGUAUACGCGUAAACGGGACCACAGCAGCGAACUACACAGCGAUGCGGGGAUGCGUGGGACGAUAGGACACACGCCGCACUGUCACCGGAGGUGGCAACUGCGCGCGACCCGCCGGCCGUCCCACUGGCAGAUGGGGCUGGGUGCCAACGGGAGGCUUUCGUUGGCAACGGAGUUCCGAGAGGUCGUAUUAGUCAGUCCGGGGACUGCCCUCAGCGUAGGGUGGCGGGACUGUCCGAAGGGGACUUCGCGCAAGAAACAAGCGUUGUGCUGCCCUCAGCGUAGGGUGGCGGGACUGUCCGAAGGGGACUUCGCGCAAGAAACAAGCGUUGUGCUGCCUCAGUUGUGGCAAAGUCUCUGUAUAAAGGAAGCCGUCUGUACAGGGUUGGCGAUUCGUCGGGUGCGAACCGCCGCCCUACAGCAAGUGCAAGGGGAGGAGAGUUGUUCUGAGUCGUUUUCCGUUACCGGGAUUACGGGAAGCCACACUCACUCUGAGAAAGUCGAGGAGCUAAAGCCUCAGUCCAUCGCGCGGAUAGCCGUCGUGAAUGAGGCGUGGUGCGGACUGCCUAAGAACCCGGUUACAGCGGCAGACUUGGACGUCGUGGGCAAUCUCGCACCCACCCUUACCCCGCCGAUGACCAAAUUAUUUCAACAGCUGUGCGAUAGGGCCCAAAGCCAUAUUCUCAGGGCGAAGUGGCAGCAAAAACGUUAUGCAGAUGCUCAUUGCCGUGAUGUCCAAUACAACCCAGGAGAUCGGAUAUGGAUCAGCAGCCGCAACCUCCCGGGGCUCAAUCAGUGCCCCAAGUUCGAGCCCCGGUUUCGUGGACCAUUCAGAGUCUUGGAGCGCAUCGGUCAAGUCGCUUACCGCAUCGAGCUCCCGCCAACUUAUCCAUGUCAUAAAUUCCAUGUCUCUCAGCUUGUCCCCGACCGCCCACGCGAUUUUGAGAUGAAGUCCAAAGAAACCGCCGUUGGGUGGUUACCGCUGACGGGCCCGGACGGCGCUCUCACAGACACCUACGAGGUGGACUACAUUCUCAAUCAACGGGGCUCGGUAAAGGAUACCCAAUACCUCGUUAAGUGGCGAGGCGCUCCUGAGGAUCGCGCAACCUGGGAGCCGGCCGCCAAUCUUAUCAACUGCCCUGCCCUUCUUCGGGCGUGGCGACGUUAUUUCAAGAGCGCAAGGGGCAACCAGCGAGGCCCUCAGGACGUCGUAUCUCGCCCCGCUCACACUACCUCAGCAGGGCCCUCAUCGCCGACGUUUUUCUCGCAGGGGGGGGGAAGGAGUGGAGGGGCACCCUCCGGCAGCCGCACCACUCACAGCACAAGACAGCCUAGAGGAGCCGGAUAG
Molecule: messenger RNA, 1515 nt
Organism: Eimeria mitis
Lineage: Eukaryota; Apicomplexa; Conoidasida; Eucoccidiorida; Eimeriidae
Biological process (GO): chromatin organization; negative regulation of transcription by RNA polymerase II
Cellular component (GO): pericentric heterochromatin
Molecular function (GO): chromatin binding
Source: RefSeq, a predicted model, not a curated record